Molecule: messenger RNA, 880 nt
Organism: Varroa destructor (honeybee mite)
Lineage: Eukaryota; Metazoa; Arthropoda; Arachnida; Mesostigmata; Varroidae
Gene: Alr
Product: Evr1_Alr domain-containing protein Alr
Cellular component (GO): mitochondrion
Molecular function (GO): flavin adenine dinucleotide binding; flavin-dependent sulfhydryl oxidase activity
Source: RefSeq, a predicted model, not a curated record
CCAUCGUGCGUGGCUGCAUGUAAAAACAUACAUUUGUGUAACACCAGUGCAAUCAACGUUAUGCUUACUUCUUUAUAUGUGCUUGCUUUACAACCAUGAACCACCUCGCAUAGAUCCGUCCCAUUUUUUGAUUUCUUCUCGUUUACUGUAUGCAUCGUCUGAAGAACCCUUUGUCACUCGUACACAAGUCGUACGUCAUUGCAAUGGCAAUAUUGAAUGACGCGGUUAAAAUUAUAACGCGUUCUCUUGUUUAUGGGUGAUUAUUACGACUACAGAACCCGCGCUAGAGGUGGACAAAAAGAGCCUUCUUCUGUUACCAAUGAUGAGGCCAAGAAUAUAGUGAUAAAAACAGAUGCCCGUAUCCUGGAACAAUCAGGCGAAAUCCCUUGUAGAGCAUGCCGCGACUUUCGAAGCUGGAUGAAGUUAUCAAUUGCAAAUUUCAAGGCUGGAGGCAAUCCAAAAAAUGGCCCUUUGGAUCAACCUGAGAACACCUCGUGCCCUCUUGAUCGCUCUGAACUAGGCAGGCAUACGUGGUAUUUUCUACAUACGAUGGCGGCGUAUUAUCCGCAACAACCUUCCAAGGACGAGCAGGAGCAUAUACAGGCCUUUUUCAAGGCCUUCGGGCAGUUCUAUCCAUGCGAUCAUUGUGCGAAUGAUUUUCGUCAGGAAAUGCAAAAAUCACCGCCAAGGGUGACCUCACGAUGGGAGCUGUCGAUGUGGCUCUGCGAGCAACAUAACAUCGUUAAUAAGAAAAUAGGGAAGACUGAGUUUGAUUGCAGCAGGGUUCUAGAGCGAUGGCUGGUUGGACCACCUGAUGGAAGUUGUUCAUAGAAUAUUUAUCAAUAAAGAAUAUAUACCUCUUUUUAACCUUUUAAAUGCA